Meloidogyne enterolobii is the source of this 480-nucleotide messenger RNA. Lineage: Eukaryota; Metazoa; Nematoda; Chromadorea; Rhabditida; Meloidogynidae. The record is from the annotation of a GenBank genome assembly.
AUGAUCUUCAGAAGACGUUUAUUAAAAUUAAAUAAUAUUUUUAUUUUAUAUUCUUUUAUUUUUUGUUUAUUAAUGCGUGCUAAAUGGACAACAAUAAAUAUAAAUAAUGAUUUAAUACAUAUAUUUAUAACAAAAUCUUUUUAUUAUGAUUAUAUUACAAUAAAUGAGACAAAAUAUGAAAAAUCUUUAAUUGUUAUUUUUAAUGCUGAAAAGAAAAUUCCAAUUAGCCGUUUGAGGAAUGGGGCUGUUUGUAUAAUAUAUAAUCCAAAUGGAGUUAGAACAUGGAGAAGGGCUUAUAUUGAAGGAAUUAUUGGAGAAAGACCAGAUUUUGAAUGCAAAAUUUCUGUUUAUAGACUUUUCUGUCCACAAUUGCCAAUUAAUAAAAAUGAGAAUAUUGAAGAUAUAGAUGUAGCUAUACGUUUAACUUUAAAUGCUGAACCUUUUCAUGUAAAUUUUUUGAUUAUCAAAAUCCUUCUCUAA